AUGGUAAACGUCUUUGUAUUUCUUGUAUACUUAUCUUUUCUUUGUGCACUUAAUUAUCAAGCUAAAUCAACAAAAAAAUAUGAAUACAUCAACCUUUUGUCAACUAAUGAUUACACGGACAAAAUACAAACGUUAAAGAAAUACAGCAUAAAGGAUAAUAAUGCUCCAAUUAAAAAUAAAUAUGUUUUUUCCUGUUAUGGAAGUUCAGGACAUAAUAAAAAGAAAAUUUUGGAAUACCUUUUUAACAUAUCUACUAUGAAAAAAAAUUGUAUUAAUUUAGGAUUUCAACAAAAAUUAGAUCUAUGGUUUGGCAUGGAUAAAUAUAACAAUUUGAACGUGGUACUUGACGUGGAUUUAUUACAGAAUAAAGAAUUUUCUGAAAACAUUGGAAACAACAUAUAUAAUUAUGAAAAAUUAAUCAACUUCAUUGUGGAGUCAACAAAUAGUAUUAUUAUACCUCUAUUAAAUGAUGAUAUAUGUUUCAUCGAAAGUAUUAAUCGUGGGGUAGAGAAUUUAACAGAAAAGCAAGCUUAUUCUGUAAAAAACAUUGAGGAGAAAAAUGAAAAUUGUACUUUAGUUUUUCCAAAAAAAAUGGAAAUAUUUUUAAAUCAACUAAAUGAGAAAGGAAAAAAUGUGCAUGUCUAUUUCGUUCUAAUGGAUGAUGAAGGGAUAACAAAACAAGAAAAAAAAGGCUGGGACAAAGACAUAAACUAUGAACAUUUUGUAAAAGAAUUAAAAAAAAAAUAUUAUAAUUUAAAGAAUAUUUAUUUAAUGAAAAAAAAUAAAAUAAACUUAGAUUUUUUGCAAAAAAAUAACAUAAAUAAAUACACCAUGUUUGUGAAUAACUUAGAAAAUGUGAUGAAAGAGUUGAAUAAUUUUAAAAAUUUUUGUCCCUUCAAUGAAAACUGUGUGUAUAAUAUAUACGUAAUAGAAGAAUCUUACAACAAAACAUUAAAUCAAUUUGAUAAAAUAUUCAAUGCAUAUGAGAAAGAAAUAACCCAAGGGAAUGUAAUUCCAAAUUACGGAAUCCUGUCUUCAGAUCUGAUAAAAAAUUCGCUCCUUUUUUUUCACAUAUUAACCUUUGAACAAACAGGCACUAAAUUUAAGGACACAAUUUUUGAAAAAUUAGAACAACGAUUUUUAUCAUUAAUACGUAAACAAAUAAUUAAACAGCUACUGUUGAUUGAAAAACAAAUCAUUAAUAAAGGAAAGAAUACCAUUUUAAAUAAAUACUAUGAAAAGAAAGAUAAAGAUUUAAUCAGUAAAGACGACAAAAUAAAAUUAUUAAAAAACUCUUUAACUGCAGAAUUCAAAGAAGGAAUAAAUAAAUUAAUCCCAAAUGAAUAUUUUAAAAAAGAAAAUGAUAUGUUUAACAAUACAAUGAUUGAAGAGUAUGUGGACCAAUUUGUUGAAAAAGUGGAACAAACUCUAAAGAAUUAUUAUCAAUUAAAUCAAAGUCCUUUAAAAAAAUUAUUUGAAAAAAAAAAAAUUGCACAUAACAUGAAAGAUAAGAGAAAAAAAUGGUUUAACCCAUCCUUAAAUUUGAAUUUAACUCUAACAUCCCUCGUAAGGAAAAGUGGAUACGGAAAUUUGCAAAGUUAUUUUAUUUACGAUUUAGGAAUGUUAACCUUUGUCUUUGGUUUGCUCAAUGACAGGGACACCCCUGAAGUGCAACAGCAGGGUGACAAAGUUCCCUUCUUUAAAUUUCAACCAAAGGUUAAUCUCAAGAUAAAUUUUAAGUGA
This is a messenger RNA of Plasmodium gonderi, 1743 nucleotides long. RefSeq lists its product as hypothetical. The coding region runs from base 1 to 1743 and encodes 580 amino acids. The record is from RefSeq and is a predicted model, not a curated record. The transcript has a single exon. Lineage: Eukaryota; Apicomplexa; Aconoidasida; Haemosporida; Plasmodiidae.